Molecule: messenger RNA, 1143 nt
Organism: Suillus fuscotomentosus
Lineage: Eukaryota; Fungi; Basidiomycota; Agaricomycetes; Boletales; Suillaceae
Exons: 6
Coding region: 1-1143 (380 amino acids)
Biological process (GO): endoplasmic reticulum unfolded protein response; negative regulation of hypoxia-induced intrinsic apoptotic signaling pathway; cellular response to hypoxia
Cellular component (GO): endoplasmic reticulum chaperone complex
Molecular function (GO): ATP binding; ATP-dependent protein folding chaperone
Source: RefSeq, a predicted model, not a curated record
AUGAGGACUUUUUCGACCACUCCUGAAUACUAUGUGAUUUACGACGCCGGUGUAUCUUUGACACGUGUCACCGUGAUUUCGUUUGCUGCAACUGGUGAGCCCAAGACGAAGGCGUCAUACAUGCAUUUCAAUGUUCUGAGCAUUGGGCAUGAUCGAAAUACGCGCGACAAAUUUAUGUCAAAGCACCGCCAGGAUAUCCAAAAGGAUAGGCGCACUAUAGCUCAACUUUGGAAGGAGGCUGGAUGCGUCAAUGCUAUCCUCAGUGCUAACUCAGAUGCGACGUCGGCAGUGGAGAGUGUUGCAUUUGACAUUGACUUCAAGACUAAGGUUGCUUGCUCGGAAUUUGAGGACAUCUGUAAUGACCUUCAUCCACGCUUUGCGAGACCCACCUAUGAUGCACUUGCGAAUGCUGACCUUUCAUUGGCAAAUAUCUCAUUCGUUAUCUUGAAAGGUGGAAAUUCAUGCACACCCAUGGUCAAGUGCGGCUGUUGGCAAGUGAGCAUUGCAUAUCUUUUUGUUUUUGGACCAUCGGAGUUUACAUUUAUUAGUGAUCGCAUUGCACUCAAUGUCAAUGCUGAUGAAUCCGCUAUGCUUGGCGCAGCACUUUAUGGAGCUUCCCUCUUUCAUCAAUUCAAGACCAAGGACAUUUGUGUAACUGAUGUCCUCAUGCAUGACAUCCAGUCUUACCUGCUAGGUCGAGGCGUGGUGCAAAAAAGGCUCUUAAUGUUCAAGCGUAAAGAUGAUUUUUCAGUGAUACUGAACUAUCCCAAUGAAGUCAUGUCGUUGGUUUCCUGCGAGAUCCUCGAGGCAAAGAAUGUUGGCAUUUGCGAGGCCAUUGAUAAUCUUACUGAGCACGGCACAGUUGAUCCGGUGAUCAAGGCUACUGUCGUGCUUUCUGAAUCCGGCUUUGUGUCUGUCGGAGAUGCCAUAGUCUAUGGCAAGAUUAAAGAUGAUUCCAUCACUGCCACUAUCAUCCCCCUCGAGUACUCUGCCUUUCCCCCGAUUCACAAGAACCGCUGGAAGAAUUGGCAGUGCAUCGAGUGUGCCGUGGACUACUACCUGAAAUCUCCAAUGGCUGUCGCAGUGGAAAAAGGAGUGACAGAGAUUUCUCGUCAAGGCUACGAGGGAGAAGAAGAUUCUUAA